GCGGAGCGCAUUCCUGCACAGCGCUCACACGGGAGGACGCAGACCGCAACGCCUCACAGGGGCUCAGAGCUCACAUUGGAGGUGGAGGAAGUGCCGGGUGUCGCACGAGCACAUAGCGGUCACAUGUGCAGCAGCCUCGGCCUCGGCUAAACGUUGUGUAGUCGAGGAGGACCCGUGCGCCGCGAUGUCGGAGUUCCUGGUGAGUCUACUCGGGGAGCGGCUCGUCAACAGCGAGAAAGCCGAGGUGGACGUGCAGUCGCUGGGCACCAAGCUUUCCCUGGUCGGGCUCUUCUUCGGGUGCAGCCUGAACGCCCCGUGCAAGCAGUUCAACGGCAGCCUGUGCGAGUUUUACAGCCGGUUCAAAAAGGCGUCCGAACACAAGGACAAAUUGGAAAUCGUCUUCAUCUCGUCCGAUCAGGACCAGAAACACUGGCAGGACUUUUUGCAGGAGAUGCCAUGGCCCGCGUUACCGUUCAAAGACCGACACAAAAAGAUGAAGCUGUGGAACAAGUACAAAGUCACCAGUAUCCCGUCUCUGGUGUUUGUGGACGCAACAACGGGAAAGGUGGUGUGUCGAAACGGUCUACUGGUGGUCCGAGAUGACCCUAAAGGCCUGGAGUUCCCCUGGGGGCCGAAGCCAUUUGCGGAGGUGGUGGCAGGGCCUCUGCUCAGGAACAACAGGCAGACAGCUGACAGCAGCUCUCUGGAGGGACACUAUGUGGGAGUGUACUUCUCAGCACACUGGUGCCCCCCAUGCCGCAGUUUGACCCGGGUGUUGGUGGAAUCAUAUCAAACCGUAAAAGAGGCGGGUCAGAAGUUUGAGAUUGUGUUUGUCAGCGCUGACAGGUCCGAGGAGUCCUUUCAGCAGUACUUCAGUGAGAUGCCUUGGUUGGCGGUGCCAUAUUCAGACGAGGCUCGGCGGUCACGUCUCAACAGACUUUAUGGAAUACAAGGUAUUCCCACGCUGAUUCUGCUGGACGCAGAGGGUCACAUGAUCACGCGACAGGGCCGCGUGGAGGUGCUGAAUGACCCAGAGUGCCGACUCUUUCCCUGGCACCCUCGGUCCGUGCUGGAGCUCAGCGAGUCCAACGCCGUGCAGCUACACGAGGGGCCCUGCCUCGUCCUGUUUGUGGACGCUGAGGAGGAAGGUGAAUUGGAGCCGGCCAAGGAGCUAAUUCAGCCAAUAGCGGAGAAGCUUAUGGUCAAGUACAAGGCAAAGGAGGAGGAGAUGCCGCUGCUGUUCUUUGUGGCUGGAGAGGAUGACAUGAGUGACUCCCUGCGGGACUACACUAACCUCCCUGAAGCAGCACCUCUGCUCACCAUCCUGGACAUGUCGGCUCGUGCCAAGUAUGUACGCGACGUGGAGGAGAUCACACCGGUCGUAGUGGAGCAAUUUGUCAACGACUUUCUGGCUGAGAAGCUCAAACCAGAGCCCAUCUGAAGAGGAAGUCCAAAUAUAAAUCGGACACACUAUUUGGGACUCACUCCAUCAUCGCCCCCCUCACCUGUUGCGACUCUCCCCUCGCCUUUACCAUCCUCGUACUCCCACCUCCACUCUGACUGUCAGACAGUUUUUACUGACAUUUCAACUUCUUCUUUUUUUUUGACAUGUUCUCUUUUCACAGAGUCCUGUUUUUCUCCUGUGGUGCCUUGCAUUGAUGAUAGUCCAUAUAUAUAUAUAUAUAUAU
Molecule: messenger RNA, 1688 nt
Organism: Cyclopterus lumpus (lumpfish)
Lineage: Eukaryota; Metazoa; Chordata; Actinopteri; Perciformes; Cyclopteridae
Gene: nxn
Product: nucleoredoxin
Exons: 8
Coding region: 185-1441 (418 amino acids)
Molecular function (GO): thioredoxin-disulfide reductase (NADPH) activity
Source: RefSeq, a predicted model, not a curated record